AAUUGAAGAGACCAUUUACCAACAAACCUUAAUCGUCACGAAUCUCUGGUUUUACCCCCACCCCACCAUCUUCUUUUUCUUCUGCAAUAAAACAGUUAAAAAGAAGAAUCAAAUUAAUUAAAUAAUAUUCCUAUUUUAACUCGAUUGUUUUUCACGAAUAUAUUUUAAUACUACUAUUAUCUUAGACGUAGAAAGAAGAAAGAAACUGAAAAAAAGAAGAAAAGAGAAAGAAAAAGUAGCAGAGGAAAAAGAAGAAGAAGAAGAAGAAGAGAGUAACAUUCAUUAUCAGAUCCUUAUAAAUAGGCGCGCACAUCACAAACGGAAGCUAGCUCCACCUGAAACCGGCUUAGACGGUAAUAAUACUCAUAAUAAUCGGUUUCUGAUAAUAAUAAACAACAAAAAUGAGUGGUCCAUCGCGAGAAGAACAAGAUUCAAAUUCAAAUUCAAAGGAAGAGGUAAAAGAAGACGAAGAAGGUAACCGGUUACUGGAACUAGAAGGUGAAUCGGAAGAAGAAGAAGAAGCAGCGUAUGAAUCCGGCGAGAAAAUCGUGGUGGUAGAUUUCGAAUUCGAUUCAAUAGACGAUUCAGCCGUUCCACCUUUCUCAUGGAAAAAGCUAUGGAUGUUUACUGGACCUGGAUUCUUGAUGAGUAUAGCUUUUUUGGAUCCAGGGAAUUUGGAAGGGGAUCUACAAGCUGGAGCAAUUGCUGGUUAUUCUCUUCUAUGGUUGUUGAUGUGGGCUACUUUUAUGGGGUUAUUGAUUCAAUUGCUUUCUGCUAGGGUUGGUGUUGCUACUGGUCGUCAUUUAGCUGAGCUUUGUAGAGAUGAGUAUCCUAAUUGGGCUCGUUAUGUGCUUUGGUUUAUGGCUGAACUUGCUUUGAUUGGUGCUGAUAUUCAAGAGGUUAUUGGUAGUGCUAUUGCUAUUCAGAUUCUUAGUCGUGGUGUUUUGCCUCUUUGGGCUGGUGUUCUUAUCACUGCUUCUGAUUGCUUUUUCUUUCUCUUUCUUGAGAACUACGGAGUGAGGAAGUUGGAAGCUGCUUUUGCAGUUCUCAUCGGUACCAUGGCUCUUUCUUUUGCCUGGAUGUUUGGUGACACAAAGCCUAGUGGAAAAGAGCUCGUCAUGGGUAUUUUGAUUCCAAGACUUAGCUCAAAAACAAUCCGUCAGGCUGUGGGCGUUGUGGGUUGUGUCAUUAUGCCUCACAAUGUAUUUCUGCAUUCUGCUUUAGUGCAGUCAAGGAAGAUUGAUCCGAAUAAGAAAGGCCGGGUGCAAGAGGCUCUUAAUUACUAUAAUAUUGAGUCAACAGUUGCACUUUCAGUCACCUUUAUGAUCAAUCUGUUUGUCACAACAGUUUUUGCUAAGGGUUUUUAUGGUACAGAGCAGGCAAAUAGCAUAGGAUUGGUAAAUGCAGGGCAGUAUCUUGAGGAAAAAUAUGGAGGUGGACUCUUCCCUAUUCUUUAUAUAUGGGGGAUCGGGUUAUUGGCAGCUGGACAAAGUAGCACUAUUACUGGCACGUAUGCUGGGCAGUUCAUAAUGGGGGGUUUCCUCAACCUUCGAUUAAAGAAAUGGUUGAGAGCAUUGAUCACUCGGAGUUGUGCAAUUGUGCCAACUAUAAUUGUAGCUAUUGUUUAUAAUAGCUCAGAAGGCUCAUUGGAUGUUUUGAAUGAAUGGCUUAAUGUGCUUCAGUCCGUACAAAUUCCCUUUGCAUUGAUUCCCCUCCUCACGUUGGUCUCCAAAGAGCGUAUCAUGGGGUCCUUUAAGGUUGGGCCUGUUCUUGAGAGGGUGGCUUGGACGGUUGCUGCACUGAUAAUAGUAAUUAAUGGGUAUCUCUUAGUAGAUUUCUUCCUUUCUGAGGUGAACGGCGUACUAUUUGCUUUUGUAGCCUGCUCUUGCACAGUUUCUUAUAUUGCAUUCAUUGUAUAUUUAAUUUCACAAAGUGGAAUUCUUCCUUCCGCUUGGGUUGAUCGAUUUCCAAAGGGUUUUUCUCUUACUGGGAAUUAAGUCAACAAAAGUCACACAUCAUUAAUCUGGAAAUAGUACAGCAAGCCUCAAUUAAACAAUUUUGCUUGACGAGUUUGACUCAUACACAUACACCAUGAAGGAUGCCCUAUAGAGUUUCUCCAACCCUGCAAUUGGGAUUAAAGGAUGUACAAGGUCAGAUAGUGGAAAGAGCCUAGAUUUAACUGCACCUCUUUUCUCCAGUAGAGUUAUAGAGGUUACCUACAAUGUGUAACAAGACAAGAAAGAGAUAUCUUUCGGUAAUGAAAGAUGUGGAGAGAGCAUCAUUACAACUUGCAGGUUGCAGGAUAGAUUACUUUCCUGCAUGCCUUAUGAUUUUUCUAACAAGUUGUGAAGUGCUCCAUCAUUCUUUGUUGUAAACAGUUUGUAUUUAAACUCAGACUAACACUCACACUUACAUAUUGCUUUGGUGAAGGAACAAGGAGUAUAUUUUUCCUUGAUCAGUCGGCCACAGGUAAGACAACAGCCAUAAGUUGUUUAUAGUCAAUAAUAUAAGUACAUUCAUUGUGUCUUUCA
Messenger RNA from Trifolium pratense (red clover), 2531 nucleotides. RefSeq names its product metal transporter Nramp2-like. Gene Ontology annotation, biological process: metal ion transport. The transcript has 4 exons. Gene Ontology annotation, cellular component: membrane. The record is from RefSeq and is a predicted model, not a curated record. Bases 402 to 1997 code for a protein of 531 amino acids. Gene Ontology annotation, molecular function: manganese ion transmembrane transporter activity; cadmium ion transmembrane transporter activity. Lineage: Eukaryota; Viridiplantae; Streptophyta; Magnoliopsida; Fabales; Fabaceae.